UCACGUCCCUGUCAUGGUCACUCGUUUCAGCAGCAGCAGCGUCUCUUCGCUGUCUAUAAGUUGAUCGUCUAUCGUGUACAUCAAGUUGGUUUGACCACCCAGAAUCGGACAGUUCGAGCCUCUCUUUCUGUAUUCAAGCGUUCAAAAAUUCUUUAAAACCGCGAGUUGCGGUGAGUCGCAAGUGAGAAAAAAGUGAGAGAACACAUAGGAGAAAAAAAAGAGACAUAAGAAGCGAAGAAAAGCACAACACGAUAAUAAUGACGUCGCGAUUCGAGAAGGAGCGGGCCAAACAGAUCCAGGACAAGUGCCAGGAUCUUUUGACGCAAAUGUUGCGAGAUGAGGACAACAAGUAUUGUGUCGAUUGUGAUGCCAAAGGACCGAGAUGGGCGAGCUGGAAUCUGGGAAUAUUUUUGUGUAUUCGCUGUGCUGGAAUACACAGGAAUCUUGGAGUUCAUAUAAGCAAAGUGAAAUCCGUCAAUUUGGAUACAUGGACACCGGAGCAAGUAGUGAGUCUGCAACAAAUGGGCAAUUCACGUGCCAGAGCUGUGUACGAAGCCAAUCUGCCGGAUAGCUUCAGAAGACCACAGACAGACUGCAGUUUGGAAAGUUUCAUUAGAGCAAAGUAUGAACACAAAAAAUACAUUGCGAGAGAAUGGGUUCCUCCGCCUUUACCAAAGGUGAAUUGGGACAAGGAGCUCGAUGAAGAGGCGGAACGACAACGUCGGCGAAAGAAGGAAGGCACGAAAUCGAGCACCACCCAAAACACCCUCCCCCCGGUAAAGAAAGCUGAAAUAGUUCCGCAAAUACCGAAGCCACGAAGCUCCGUCAGUCCUAAACCAAAUAGAGCGAAUAAUGCAGCAACGCUGGAUCUUUUGGGUCUUGAUGCUCCAGUGAGUCAGACGAAUGCUAAUGGCUCGACAUCAGGGGACGAUAUAUUUUCGUCUUUCCUGUCAGCUACCCCAGCGAAUUCGUCGCCAGCCCCACCGACAGGUGCAACAAACGGUAGUGCCGAGUCGACCGGCGUCGCGAGUAAAACAGACGAAGAAAAUUUCUUCAAUCAGCCAGCACCAACGCCCCAGGAAAAAAGUAAAAUGACGAAGGACAGUAUUCUUGCGCUUUAUGGAACUCCGAGCCAUCAACAAUCACCUUUUGCAGUCCAAGGUGGCUCCAUGUACGCGCAACAACAACCGGUCCAGCAAUUUGCUCAACCCGUACAAAACUUGGGAGCUUUUGGACCACAAAAUAGUUUUCCUAGCCAAUCGAGCGGCAUCGGACAGUUAAAUCAAUUGCAGGGACAAAUAGGAAUACCCGGUGCGAACCAACUAAACAUUGCAACCAAUCAAAUGGCUCUCAACUCCAGUCAGAUGGUCAAUCCUUUGGCUAACAGUUUACACAUGGGUGCGGUCAACCAAAUUAACAGCUUACCAACCAAUGCAAUGGCGAUGCAGAAUCAAAUGGGUGUGAGCCAAGUUUCUUCGCAGUUAAUGCAGAUGCAGGGACAGAGUAACAUAAGUAGUAACAAUGGUUGGAGCGGGAUCAUGGCAUCGCAGAACUUACAACCUGCACCGGGGAGUAAUCCAUUCUUCAAUCUCCCUGCACAGCCACAAUUAAACACGCCCUUUGCACCGCAGUUACCACAGCAGAUGGCUCAAAUGUCUCUCGGUGGAUUGGUGAAGCCACCCUCGAGCGUGUUGCCGGGACAGACUCUCUCGACCAACUUGUGGCAGUAACUAGGAUUUAUAUAACAAAUGAAUUUUGUUGAUCAGAUAACAUGUAAAGAAGAAGCAAGAUUAUUCGGCGACUAAAACAGCAGGGGUAUCGUCGUCAUUGCCCAAAUUGCUCUAUUCCACGCUUUCUUGAAGAAAGAUCGAAGCGUCUUCUUCAUUGAACUGCAACCUCUUGCGCUUCUGGUCGCCCUUUGUCCGUCUCUCUUUCUGCGACAACCCAAAUGGAAUGAGACGAAUGUACUUGUCUUUCGGCGUCUAUUACUAUGGGAUUAGAUUCCUCGUAUGUGAUGGACUUCGGUCCUGAGACACUGACUUUGGCUAAAUUUUCGCCACUUUUAGCAUUAUUAUUUUCGCUCAUUUCGUUACUCUCCAUAUGUCCAUCUCGUGGGUCUUUGGUUCAUUCUUUCGUUGUAAAAACGACCUUUGGCGACUGAGCACGCAGUGACCUUAAAGCUCGGUAAACGCUUCAACAAUUUUCUUUCAAAAUUACUUUCGAUCUUGGAAUAAAGUUAGAUAAAGAUGGAGAAAAUUCAAAGAGCAGAACAGCAUUGGUGAGCGCAUGAAACUUUUUGUGUGCUCAGCACUUCUGGUCUCUUCAAAAAUUAUUGAAGCAAAGCGUGCAUGAAAAUCUAAUUGAUUCACGAAAGUUGUGAGCGAUAAAAAGAAUGGUGAAACUGCUUGCGUCUUACCACGGUCACAGGAAGUUAUUUAAGACGCAGAGCCACCAAAAAUCAUUUUGGAUCAAGCGUUUAUGGAAAUUUGUAAAUUAUCAUUCUGAAAUCUGUAAAAUAAUCAACCCUAUAAUUCAUAUUUUGUGAGAAAAUGAGGGAUAAAAAAAAAGCUAAAGAAACGAAAAACGAAGUAACACAGAAGAAAUCUUAACUUAGGUCUACUUUUCCAUUGAGAAACUUAUGUAUAAAGCGAAAGAGAGAGAAAGAGAGUUUCCGUCAUUUUAAUUAUUCCAAACCAUUGAGAGGAAUAAGCAAAAAAAACACAAGAAAUAUUACAAAUUCAUUGUAUUGGACGAUGUAAAUAUUACACAAUCGUAGACAACUACUUCAUCGCAGGUUAUAUUUUCGUACUUGCGAUUUAAUGUUACGCGCCAGAUACUUUGCCUUACCUAAACACAAAGGGACAUUUUGAACAAUAUAUUUCACUGUACCGAAACUCAUCAGUUCUAAACCUGAGAAUUGAGUGAAAUUUUAAACGAGAUGCUAUUCUAUAAAAGAAAAUCAAUUCAAAACAAUCACCAUUUUCACCAACAAAUUAAUAAACUCAGAGAUAAAAAAAAAACAAACCUAAAUGAAUCGAAAUUUUCGUACAAAAUCUUUCAAAUAUUUCCAUGACUCAAAACUUUUGCUUUUUAAAAUUAAAUGAACAUGAGAUAAAUUUUUAAUGAUUUUCCAGGCGGAGAAAACUCUUUCAAGGGCACACAAAGUCGGAGGAUCCCAAAGAGCGAAUUGAAACCUCUUUUCCCACAAAAUAUCAUUUUCAUUCUCUGUUUAAAAAUAAUAACAAAAGUGUGAAUUAUUUAUUUUGGGACCGAUAAAUUGUUCAAUGUUGAUGGUUUCAAUUGAAAAGCUUUUAAGGAAUCGUCGGGAUCGGUGUGUCCUUCAAUAAAAUCACUGGAAACUCAAUAACUACGCAAUAUUAUUGGAAUAAAGUUUUGUUUAAGAGAGAGCACAAAAUCUCGAGCAGUACUUACGACGGAACGUUGCGAUGAAGAAAACUCUCGCGACAAGUGAAUUCGAGAUAAAAAUAUCGUCGAGCAUAUCGCGACUUCGUUAGUUAUUGCACUUUUAUUAGUAUUUUGUUUGAUUGUAUUUUUUUUUUUAUAUAUUUGCGGCUACAGUAUUACGGUUGCCUAAAGAAACACAAGAUUGAAGUGUGCAUCGUUGGAGCGAAGAACUUUCCUAACACUUUAAGCGAGCUUCAGGCUCUUCAAAACAGGAAAUUUCGUUGCGUUUCAACGUUGCGAAUUUCAAUAUUAUUAAAAAGUUCUGAAUCGAAGAGGUUUUGUAGAACUUCAGUCCACAUUCCCACCGAAACGGUGACUGUUAUUUUUGGGCGUACGUCAAAAACAUUCGAAUGCAGAAGAGGGGGGAUGGAAGUUUGACAACAAUGGUGCUUGUCUGUGCGUGUCCAGGUUUUUCGGGACUCUUGUUCAAUCGAAUUACCUGCUGAGGGAGGAUCGAUCGUGAGAUUUCGAAAAAUCACUUUAAAAUAAGAAAGAAACGUUACGACUGUCGUACGUGAUUUUUAUUGAAUUCAUAUUAUGUCGUAUAAGAGAUUGCUGAAAGUCCGAAGAUCGUCACGAUCCCUCGACUUGAUCUCGGAGACUCGGACUCUAAGCAAAUGGCCGAAAUAACCUUACAUAGUUUUUUUUUGUUUUUGUCUUGCUGCUCUCCCGUAUUUAGAUGAACCGUCCUGAGCGAUGUUGUUAUACACACUUACAUUUUGCACUCUCGUUUCUCUCGUUCCCCGUUCGACUCUGUAUACUCUUGUACAUGCGACGAAAAAAUGAAAGGAAUAAGCGAAUUAGUGAAAUUUCAAAUAUACAAUUUGACAAUAAUUUUUACCCUCGCGUCGACGCCCGAGUCGAAUUCGCAAUUUUUACAGGACAGACAAACCGUUACUCAACAACUCAAAUCUCAAUCGCCUAAUCGUUGUUAAUGUACUUUGUCGAAUUGUAUAGAUGCGAAAUAUCAAUAAAACGGAAACGGAAAACAUUAUCAACGAUCUUUAUCAUUGCACACACGAAUAAAUUGUCAAGGGAUCUUCUCGAAUUGCUGGAUCGAUCGUGUCUGUUUUUGUUGUGAUAUCAAAACUGACGUUACGAAUCAUGAAAAAAAAUCUUCCUUGCUCCAUGAGCGAACUUUACGAGAGUAUUGUCCCUCGUAUUUAUUGUACAAUUUUUCAAUAACGUUAAAAUGCCGUGUGUGUCUGGGAGAACGAGGGCAAAUGUAUGUUUUUUGAAAAAUUCAUUUUUUACAUUUUCAUCGUUACAGACGUCUAUCUGGAAUUCCAUUUUUUUUUUUAAGUUCAAUUUUAUCCACACUCGCGAUUAUAAAUAAUAUUCAUUCAUGCGUCAUUUACUUAAAAAACGUUCAAAACAAUCGACCAUUGCUGAUCGAUCAGCUGAUAAAUUUAGGUGAAAAUCAAUUUUUCAAUAAAGUUACUCGUUCGAACGGAAUGCGCAGUUUUCUCAAUGUGAUGUUUCAAACAAAAAAGCGUUAAGACUGUCGAAAGAGAAACGAAAUGUUUUGACGAAGUCACUGAACUGUUUCAGUUCGGUGGUCUAAGUAUACGAAAACUGAGAGUGAGGAGUGAGGGCCCGAUGGUGCUGCCAAAAAACUGCAACCAUAAUUACACCAUUUUCAAUGAUGCGCAUUUUUUUGGGAUAAAAAAUUCACGUCGAUGGCAGCACGCACUUUUCUUUUGAUUUCUUUAGUUCAAAACGACUCACCUUUUCAAAAUGUCUGUUCGAAAUUAUUUUUUCAUUGGAUUCUUCAAUCUCAGGAACGCAUAGAGAGUAUAAUUCUUAUUGGAACGGAAUUCCGAAACUUAUUCACUAACGCGGAAAAAUAUUGCUAAAAAUAAUUAAUGGAUUUUUUAAACUUGACGAAAAUUGAUUUCCAAUAACGAAAUUCUGAUGUUCGGAUGAUUUUGUAUCGACAAACGUGUGCGAUUAUCUUCGUCAGAGAGCAUUCGAAAAAUUUUGCCAAAUUGUGCUAAAACACUGAAAUUUCUAUGGAAUGAAAAAAAAAUGGUCUGAAUAUCGUUGAACGUUAAACGUUUCUUCCGUUAGCAAAAAACGAAAAAAAUAGCGUCGUGGCAAAUGCUCAAAAAUAUGGAGGUUAAAUUAUCCACUUUCCAGACACAUUUACGAGAGGCAUUGUUUUGGAGUGGUGAAAAUAUCGAGAACUGCCACAUUAUAGAUUUCGAAGAUCGUGUUCAACUUAGUUUCCAAAGGGUUAAAAAAAAAAGAAAAAUCGAUUUCAGUCGAUGUACGAUUAAAAUCAAACGAAAAUAUAUAGCUCGUUCCAUCAUUGCGAAAUCCUCAAAAUUACUUUAUUUUUAAUGAUCAAUAAUCAACGUAGCAACGAAAUAAAUACGUGAAGGCCCUUUCAGUGAUGUUCUCAAAGAACAUCACAAUAUACAUAGAAUUAUAUAUUAUAUAUUUCCAUUAUCGAGAUAUGUAUAUAUAUACAUAUAUAUAUUUCGAUGCGUUCCAUCGGAAAAACAAAUAAUAAUGCAAGAAUAUGCAGAUUACAGUUGUAAAAUGGUGUUUGUAAGAAUGUGAGUGUGUAGCCAAAAAUUUAUGAAGACUAUGGAAAAACAAAUAUAUGUACAUUGAAAAACGUU
Messenger RNA from Venturia canescens, 6092 nucleotides. Its product is annotated as stromal membrane-associated protein 1. Gene Ontology annotation, cellular component: cytoplasm. Lineage: Eukaryota; Metazoa; Arthropoda; Insecta; Hymenoptera; Ichneumonidae. The record is from RefSeq and is a predicted model, not a curated record. Bases 258 to 1730 code for a protein of 490 amino acids. Gene Ontology annotation, molecular function: metal ion binding; GTPase activator activity. The transcript has 8 exons.